Ilyonectria robusta is the source of this 1925-nucleotide messenger RNA. RefSeq names its product major facilitator superfamily domain-containing protein. The transcript has 3 exons. Gene Ontology annotation, molecular function: transmembrane transporter activity. The record is from RefSeq and is a predicted model, not a curated record. NCBI's taxonomy places the organism in Eukaryota, Fungi, Ascomycota, Sordariomycetes, Hypocreales, Nectriaceae. Bases 1 to 1713 code for a protein of 570 amino acids. Gene Ontology annotation, biological process: transmembrane transport.
AUGGACUCUCCUACCCCUGAGAAGCAGCCCGCCAGUUCGACAUCCGAUGGGAACGGCGGUUCACCACUGGUUGAGAACCAACCCACCGAGGAUAAUCGGCAGACGCAACGAUCAAACAUCCUCAUAUUCUCUGUCUUGAGUCUCGUCACUCUCACCCAUGCCUUCGACGCAACCUGCAUUUGUGUCACCCUUCCGGCCAUUGCUUCGGAUCUUGACGCAAGUGUAUCAGAAAGUUUGAGCUUGGGCACAACCUUCCUGUUGACUACUACCAUCACGCAGCCCAUCUUCUCGGCGCUGUCCCACGUCGUGGGUCGGAAGCCCGCCUACUUGGGGUCUCUGGCUAUCUUCAUCGGCGGCACGAUCGUAUGUGGCCUCGCCCGGAACAGCACUGUACUCCUCGUCGGCCGCACGGUCCAGGGUGUUGGUGCUGGAGGCCCUCAGGCGCUGUCUGCUGUGAUCCUGACGGACUUGUUCGCCGUGCGCCAGCGAGCGCGAUGGGUGUCAUUCUUGAACAUCCCCUGGGCUCUGGGAACCAUCGCAGGGCCGCUUAUUGGGGGUGUCUUUACGCAGAAUGAGAAUAUUGGAUGGAGAUGGAUCUUCUGGAUCAACCUCCCAAUGCUGGGAGCGAGUGUGAUAGGGGCGUCCAUUCUACUGGGAUACGACAAACCUCAGCAGCGAGUUUGGCCUCUACUUGCGCAAAUAGACUGGAUUGGUAUCACCCUGUUCGUGAUAUCCGCUGUGGCCCUCUUGCUCCCGUUGAGCUGGGGUGGUUCGUCCUUCUCCUGGAAAUCCCCCCAAAUCAUCACCCCGAUGGUGGUCUCAGCCAUGGGCUUCAUCACACUGGGAGGUUACGAGAGGUGGUACGCUAAGAACCCCAUGUUUCGUCCCAGCAUGUUCCGCAACUACUCGACGAUCAUGCAGUUUGUCAACACGAUGAUCCACGGUGUUAUCAUGUGGAUGGUACUCUACUACAUGUCUCUCUUCUAUCUCGGAGUCAAGAGCCUCUCGCCAGCCAUGACGGGUGUCUGGGCCCUCCCGGCCACUCUGACCGUGGCCCCGAUGGCUUUGGUAGUGGGAAUUGUCGUAUCUAAGACGGGACACUAUCGCUGUUUUCUCUUAAGCGGAUGGUGCCUAACCAUCGUUUCGCUCGGCCUCAUGAUUCUCAUUGACCAAGAUAUGCCCGACGGGGCUUUAAUCUCAAUCACCAUGGUCCUAGGCAUUGCGAUGGGCAGCGUAAUCCCGGCCAUGUCAGUCGGUGUCCAAGCAACGGUAGAUAGAGUCGACGCUGGGCACGCCAUCGCAAUGAUCUGUGUCCUGAGAUCGGCAGGUCAGUGCCUAGGCGUUGCCAUUGGGCUCAGCGUCUUUUCCAGCCGGCUCCGGUUGGGACUCGAGGAGCUCGGCCACGGCAAAGACGCGGCCCAGGACACGAUGAAGGCAAUUCGACACUCCCUCAAGACCGGGGGCCUUGCGGACGCCGCCAUGCUCGAUGCCGUGGUCACGGCCCUAAGCUCCGUCUGGGUAACAGGCUGCGCAAUAGCGGCCGUGGCAGGGAUUCUGGCGGUAUGUACGAAAUGCCCCCGUCUCCCACCAGAUGAGGCGGGCCCUCCACUCCGUAACCAAGCCACCGGCUCCCCCCAGGCGGAGAAGAAACUCGAUAAGCCCCAGGAACGAAGCUCGGGGCAUUGGCGACCCGGGACAGCACUACACCCGUAGAUGGCGUCAAGUCCGGAGAUGGUGUCAAGAGGCAUGAACAACGUGGCUGGGAAUGGCGAGAUAUCCCUUUCAUCGUGGCCCAAGCUUGAGCGCAAGAUGAGAUGAAAACAUUUCUUGGGCCACCCUCUAGCGGCCAGUGCUUUGAGAAUUAGAUAUGGCAGCGCAACCGCAAGCUGAAGGAGCGAGAUUGCUGAGGGCCCCCCCAACCACCU